Messenger RNA from Entrophospora candida, 414 nucleotides. The record is from the annotation of a GenBank genome assembly. Lineage: Eukaryota; Fungi; Glomeromycota; Glomeromycetes; Entrophosporales; Entrophosporaceae.
AUGUCUCACAAAUCUAAAAGUAACAGACAAAAAACUCAAGGUAGAUUCACCAAUAAUCCUAAACAGUAUAUGCAAUUUUUAAACUGGGAUAAGUACAUGCAAAGAAAAGACAAAGAUCACAUUACUAUCAUAAAUAAGAAUACGCAAGAUGUGAAAGCGAUUUUUGAUUAUGUAGAGCUUCUUUUCCGAGAUGGCGAACUUGGUGGGGAUGUAAUAGUCGAUAAUGAUGAUGUUGAUGCUUGUGAUAGGUCAGACUCUGGUCGACCAGUUUCUAGAUAUGCAAACUCAAUAGGCUUAUUUUUUAUUCGUAUAACAACUCUAAAAUCAGGUCUUCGUGCAUGCUUAAAUGAUCCUUUCCGUUCUGCACUAGCUAAACUUGCUUCAUUGCCCCUUUUUUUAAAAGCGUAUUAUUAA